This is a messenger RNA of Ziziphus jujuba (common jujube), 1549 nucleotides long. RefSeq names its product CAX-interacting protein 4. The coding region runs from base 259 to 1236 and encodes 325 amino acids. The transcript is spliced from 3 exons. The record is from RefSeq and is a predicted model, not a curated record. Gene Ontology annotation, molecular function: nucleic acid binding; zinc ion binding. Lineage: Eukaryota; Viridiplantae; Streptophyta; Magnoliopsida; Rosales; Rhamnaceae.
AAAAAAUAAACCGUUUGAAUCAAAGAGAGAUAGGACGUCAAAAUCAAACCCAUCCGAGAAAUAAUUGAGAAGCAUUGUCCGUCCAAUCUCUCGCUGUCUUGCCGGUGUGCCGAAACCACAUUAUAAUUCUGUCUCUCUGUCUCUCCUGUAACUCUUUGCUCGUAUAACCCACUAUCUCUCAAGCCACUCCAUCCCCACUCUUCUCCGUCUUUUGCCGUCGUAAUUCGAAAACCCUUUUGACCAAACCAUCAUUUCAGGAUGCCAGCUACAGCAGGAAGGGUUCGCAUGCCCGCGAACAAUAGGGUGCAUAGUAGUGCUGCCCUCCAAACACAUGGCAUAUGGCAGAGUGCAAUUGGGUAUGAUCCAUAUGCACCUAACAAGGACGAUGAUAAGAACUCUUCACAACAAAGGGCAUCAAACUCUGAACCUGAGGGUGAGAAUGCAUAUGCAAGCUUCCAAGGUCUCCUUGCACUUGCCCGUAUAACUGGUUCCAAUGCUGAUGAGGCUCGGGGGGCAUGCAAAAAGUGUGGACGUGUUGGGCAUCUCAGCUUUCAAUGCAGGAACUUUUUAAGCAUUAAGGAUAAUAAUAAGGAGAAAGACCCAGCAGCUAUUCAAGCUGAUGUAUUGUCUGAGUUGAAUAAGUUGAAGGGGAGUGCAGAUAAGGUGAAUGGGAAAAGUGCUGUUGAGAGCUCAGAGGAGAGCUCAGAGGAGGAAGGGGACAGUUCAGACUCAUAUUAUGACUCUGAGAUUGAGAGGAUUAUUGCUGAAAGAAGUGGGAGAAAGGUUAGUAGAAAGAUCAUGUCAUCCGAGAAAAAGGACCCAGAUGAUGAUGAAGAUACCGAUUCUAGAAAGAAGAAGAAGAGAGGAAGGUCUAAGAAGAGGAGGAGUCGGAAGAGAGAGAGUGAUGACUCUGAUAGUUCUGAUGAUUAUAGGAGGAAGAAAAGGAAGGAAAAGCGGAGGAAGAGAGAUGAAUCCUCGGAUGAGGAAAGUGACCACUGCCGUCGAAGGCAUAGAAAGAGUAGAAAGGAGAAAAGGAGGAGGAGAAGCCAUCGUUAUUCAGAUGAUUCUGAAUCUGAUCCAUCUGAGGAUUCUGAUAGACACCGGAAGCAGAAGAGCAGGAGGGCUGUAUCACUGUCUGAUUAUGAUAAAAGUGACCCUGAUGAUUCCCGAGUUGGUAGGGGAAAGAAGCGGUCUGAGAAGAAGAGCCAGAAACGUUAUCACAAGGAUGAUGAAUAGAGUAUUUUGAGUCAAGAUAUCGAGCUUGUUAUCUAUCAAGUUGCUGUUAAGUUCGUUUAGCAUGGGACUAUUUGCGUUUGUAACCUGUACUAUGGCUCUCUUUAUUUGCUCGGAGAUGCUGUUUUACUUGGAGUUCAGCACUGGGGGUAAAUAAAUCGUUACCUGUUUGCAGAUGUGGAAUUAAAUUUUAAACUGCACUAAUCUAUUUCGUUAUCAUGGGCUAUGUUUUUCGUGUCUGGUUCUUUUUAAUCUCUUAAUGAAAUUCUCCAUAAAGUUUAGCCUCCUUCACAAGGUUUAUCUCUUGUUCUGGUAA